Durusdinium trenchii is the source of this 2380-nucleotide messenger RNA. The record is from the annotation of a GenBank genome assembly. NCBI's taxonomy places the organism in Eukaryota, Dinophyceae, Suessiales, Symbiodiniaceae.
CGCCAGAAGUCCACUCGAUUGACCCUGUUUGCACCGCUCAAAGCCUUGGUGCUGUGGGUAGCCAUGGUGCUGUGCUGCGGGUCGAAGCCACCAAAGGAGCCAGAAGUUGAUGUGGAGGCCAAACUCAAGGAGCUUGAGGAUCGCCUGAACUCGAAGAUCAUGGAGCUCUCCAGCUCAGUGAUCAACGACUUCACGGCAGAGCUCACUGGGCUCAAGGAAGAAAUGCUGUCACUCAAGCAGGAGAGGUCCCAUUCAGAGCAGGCCGUCACACAAAGCAGUGAGCGACAUACCCAGCAGAUCCACGACCUGCGGCAGGAGCUGAACCUCCGCAUUGAGCAGCAAAGUUCCGAGCUCCAAGAGCUAAAAGAGAGCAAGGCCGAGGAGGCGGAGACUUUGCGGCAAGAGUUUCAGGAGCAGAUCUUAGCCCACCAGCUAGAGCUGAAAAAGGUGGAUGAUAAGCACCACGUGAGCUUUCAGCAGCUUUCGCAGCUGCAGCAGCAAACGCAACAGAGCUCCGAUCGCCUCACUGAGGAGCUGAAGAGCUGCCACAGCGUCAUCGAGACACAAAGGGUGGAGAUGCACAAGGAGAUCCAGGUGGCAAAGGAGUCUACCAGUGGGCCAUUGACCACCCAGUGCGAUCAGCUCCAGGGCGGACUGGAGGAUGUGUCUUCUAAGCUGGUGCAGUCGACAGCAGACUUGGAGAGGUCAGUGCAAACUGUCGAAGAGCGCAUACAAACGGUGCGUGGAGAAAUGGAAAACAGCGUCGCCGACUGCUUGCAAAGGCUGGUGAAAGAGGAGCAAGCCACACAGGAAAGAGUCCAGGACCUUCGGAUUGCCAUCCGAGAGAACUUGCACCGUAUCGAGAGUAAUACCCAGCUGGCGGCCAAUGUUUACUGCCGCAGUGUCAGAUGGAACUGCAGAGGUUUGAAGAAGCGCAUGGCCGAUGUCCUGAACCAGGAACGUGAGGCCCGUGUGGACUGCUCGGGCAUUCGAUCACCGGAGUUUUCACUCUGUUCGUUGCCCACCAUGCAGUUGGAGCUUUGCCUGGCUGCCCGCAGCAUGGCCCAGGAGGAAGGGAUCACUGCACCACUCCCAGUGCCAGGCAGCUGCUCGCUGCGGUUGUGGGUUCACCCAGGCGUCGAGAUGACCUUCAGGCUCACCGUGGGGGAAGGUGAGAAUGCUGUGAGCCGGCGCUUUGACUAUAGUUUCUUGGAGCCCAGCGAGGUAGAAGGCGAGCCACGAACCUUUUUCGAAGUCUUGAACUUUUGCCUGCUCGAGCAGGCCUGGAUACGGAAGGAAGACAACAUUGCAGUGACCUUUGAUCUACUCGAGUUCAAGACUCAGCCGGUGCUCGAACUCCAGGAGGUGGAGGAAGAAUCCCCUGAGAGCCCUGAGCUGGUGCCAGAAGAUGAAGCAGGCACAGAAGGCCACGAAGAGGAGCGCAGCGAGCGCAGCAAAAGAAGUGACGAAAUGUUCUUCACACGCUCGGCCACAGCAGAAUUGGUGCUGCACGAGCGACUUCAGAAGGAUCUUGUCAGCCUCAGGAACAAGUGGGUGCGCCGUGUGGAAUGGAAGCUUGAGGGUUGCACUAGGCUCUUGGAGUGCUGCAAAGCGGGCGACUCGGUGGACUCCCCAAUCUUCAGCGCUGCCGGCUUGGAGAGGCUUCAAUUCCACUUCUAUCCGAAGGGCUAUGAGCCAGCAACAGGCUCUACAUCGCCGUGCUCUUUGUACGUGAGCGGGCCUGAUCGUGGAGUGUCCAUUCGAGGUGUGCUUUGGGUCGGCAGCCAGGGGCGGCAGUUUGAGCAUCGCUUCCGCAACCGAGGGGAUGUGGGUGGACGCGCCAAGUUCUGUUCCUUGGAGCAGCUUCAAGAUCCACAAGAUGGAGUGCUCGUUGCCGUGGACCUGAACGAAGUGGAGCAGGAGCUUCCCGAUCAUCAGCAAUCAUUGGUGCUCCGGGACGCCCGCAACACCGCAGCGAGCGGCAAUGGUGACGUCACCUCGCCGAUGAGCCCUUCAUGGAACCUGGUGACGAUGCCAUUGGCCACCAACACCAAGGCGACGGUGCGGAUGAAACGGGAGGAUCCGUCCAAGACGGAACAGCUGGUGAAGUGCGUGUCCUUGCCCUCGCUGAAAGCGAGCAACAUGACGCAGAUGAACUUCACCAUGAGACCGUCUCGACGUUCUCAUGACUUUUGAGGAGAUCUAUGGUUCAUGGAUUCCAUGUGCAAAAGAGUGACUUGGAACUACUUUGUACUCUGACACUUACAGUGGAGUAGACUGCAUGGACCAAUCGCCUCGCAAAGCGAGGAAAGCGAGCGAUGUUUCACCCCAAAGGGUGUCCGAGGUCAUUGGAAUCAUUGGAUCGAACGGAUGAUCUAGG